UUGUGCACGGCUCAAAGCGUUGUCCACACUGGCCGGUUUUUCCUGCAAAGUUUGUUUAUUUUUAUAGAUUUUUGAAUUACAUUUAAGUUCUGCAGAAUCAUGUCUAGGCGUGGGCUUUUGCUGAUGGGCCAGUGCAUGCCCUGCAUAAAGCAAAAUGCCUCCAAGAUCCGCAUUCGUCGGAUGGAACUGGACAAGAAUCUUAAUAUGUACUUCAAGAAGGACGAGUUCUACUUUGCGCACGACCCGCAGAAGGUAUGCAAAACCGGGGAUGUGGUCCUGAUAAGGGAACUUCCCGAGCGACUUACCCGCCUCAUCACGCACAACGUGGAAAAGGUCGUCUACCCGCUGGGUGACAUAACUGAUCCGAUAACUGGAAAGAAGGUGGUCGUGGGCAAGUACCGGGAGGACAUCGAGAUGGCGAACCAGCUGUUUGGAAAGUCGAAAAAGGCUUUCGAUUACGAGAAGGCUCCGCCGCGAGGUCGCCUAGAGGGAACGAAGGACUUCACCCAUGGAGAAACCUACAUAAAGUACCACGAGGAUGGCAAGGACCAGCCAUUUGCUGUUUAGGGGUUAUCCAGUUGUUUAUCUGUUAAGUUUCCUAUCUCUUUUAUAGUAAAGUGCACUAACUUGUCGUAGAUAUAA
Drosophila eugracilis is the source of this 642-nucleotide messenger RNA. It is a transcript of the gene mRpS17, whose product is annotated as 28S ribosomal protein S17, mitochondrial. Gene Ontology annotation, molecular function: structural constituent of ribosome. The record is from RefSeq and is a predicted model, not a curated record. The transcript has 2 exons. Gene Ontology annotation, biological process: mitochondrial translation. NCBI's taxonomy places the organism in Eukaryota, Metazoa, Arthropoda, Insecta, Diptera, Drosophilidae. Gene Ontology annotation, cellular component: mitochondrial small ribosomal subunit; ribosome. Bases 100 to 567 code for a protein of 155 amino acids.